This is a messenger RNA of Tremella mesenterica DSM 1558, 1163 nucleotides long. RefSeq lists its product as uncharacterized. Gene Ontology annotation, biological process: protein refolding; response to heat. Lineage: Eukaryota; Fungi; Basidiomycota; Tremellomycetes; Tremellales; Tremellaceae. The transcript has 9 exons. Bases 1 to 1128 code for a protein of 375 amino acids. Gene Ontology annotation, molecular function: Hsp70 protein binding; ATP binding. Gene Ontology annotation, cellular component: cytoplasm. The record is from RefSeq and is a predicted model, not a curated record.
AUGAUCCCCAAUACACUUCUUGUAGCUUUGUCAUUACUACUUUUAUCAGGGUGUAUAGCCGCUGAGUCGCUGUAUCAGAUCCUUGGAUUGAGAAAGGACGCUUCUGACGCCGACAUCAAGAAAGCAUAUCGGAAAUUGUCAAAGAAGUAUCACCCCGAUAUCAAUCCUGAUGAAGCGGCACAUGAGAGGUUUAUAGAAGUUUCUAAGGCGUAUGAAGUUUUGUCAGAUACAGAGACAAGAACAAUAUACGACCGACAUGGCGAUGCGGGUCUAAAGCAACAUGAAGCGCAGAAACAGGGAGGGGGAAGAAAUCCACAUGAUGUUUUUGCUCAUUUCUUCGGAGGAGGAGGUCCUGCACAGGAACAAAAAGGACCUAGUAUGCUCACCAACGUUGAAGUAAAUUUGGCCGACAUGUAUACUGGUCGGAAUCUCGAGUUUCAAGUCCCUAGAAAAGUCAUAUGUACUCAUUGUCAUGGUUCUGGUGCAGAAUCAGAGAGUGACAUACACCAAUGCACCCAGUGUGGAGGACAAGGUGUCAUAGUACAACGUCAACAAUUCUUCCCUGGUAUGGUCGGUAAUGUUCAAAUGACCUGUCCCUCAUGUGGAGGGAAAGGCAAGCAGAUUCGACGGGCUUGUCACUUAUGUCACGGUAACAAAGUCAUCGAUACUCAAAAUACCUUGGCUGUACAUAUUCCUGCUGGAGCACCAGAGGGGUAUGAAGAAAUCUUUCAGGGUGAAGCGGAUGAAGGGGUAGACUGGGAGGCGGGAGACGUCAUCGUACGUGUUCGUAGUGAGCGUGUUGAAGGAAGGGGGGAAUGGACGAGGAAAGAGUCCGGUAUAAUGGGAAGAGUCACACUCAGUGUGGCCGAGGCAUUGUUGGGUUUCGAAAGAAAUUUGACGCAUCUUGACGGAAGAACAAUAUCCAUACAACGAAAGGGCACCACACAACCGGGAGAAGUCGAAGUGAUAGAGGGCGAGGGUAUGCCAUCGUUCGGCGACAUACCUCAAGGCGAUAUGUACGUCGAGUAUAGCGUGAUACUCCCUGUCGAAAUCGCCGACGAUACGAGAAUAAAACUUGCGGAUUUAUUCAAUCAUCAAAUUUCCCACAUCUCAAGGGACGAAUUAUGAGAACUUAGACUUGCAUGUCAUCUUUUCCAGCAUAA